This is a messenger RNA of Drosophila eugracilis, 1008 nucleotides long. Its product is annotated as protein Rae1. Bases 1 to 1008 code for a protein of 335 amino acids. NCBI's taxonomy places the organism in Eukaryota, Metazoa, Arthropoda, Insecta, Diptera, Drosophilidae. The transcript is spliced from 2 exons. Gene Ontology annotation, cellular component: nuclear pore. Gene Ontology annotation, molecular function: RNA binding; ubiquitin binding. The record is from RefSeq and is a predicted model, not a curated record. Gene Ontology annotation, biological process: transcription-dependent tethering of RNA polymerase II gene DNA at nuclear periphery; RNA export from nucleus.
AUGAACAAUUCAUGUCAAGAACAGGAGAAGGAUUACGAGCUGCCCGAGCCACCCACCGAUUCCGUCUCCGCCCUGGAGUUUGUACCGAAAACUAGUACCUGGAAUGCACUCUGCGCCGGGAGUUGGGAUAAUUCAGUGCGAAUCUGGGAGGUGCAAUCGAACCAGGUCGUACCGAAAGUCAUGAAGGUACUGGGUGGUAUACCUCUGGAUAUUUCUUGGCACCACUCGGGAACGAAGGUGUUUGUAGGUGAUAGCAAUGGGGCUGUGGUCGACUGGGAUUUGGAAUCUAACCAGAUAAUCAAAAUAGGUGCUCACCAGGGAGCAACACGGACUUGCCAUUGGGCGGACCAAUUCCUGAUGACCACCUCCUGGGAUAAGACCUUAAUUUUCUGGGAUCUUCGCACUCCCGGGACAAUCGUCAAGAGGUUUCUUCCAGGUCGUAGCUAUGCUGCUGAUAUAUUGGAUCCAGUGGCGAUAGUGGCCAGUUCCGAUGGAUGCAUCAGCGCCUAUGCUUUGGAUGAUGGAGGCGUGGAGAAAGUGAGGAUGAAGAGCGCCGGGAAUAAGACCGCUCAAGCGCGAUCCCUUGCUAUAAAUAAAAGCAAGGACACGGGGAACAUAAGUUGGUUUCUAGCCAAAUCGAAUGGUGUGGUGUACGAGCAGAGUUCGGCAAACAGAAUAGGUACCUUAGUCAUUAGAAGUAACCGAUGGGAGCCAGAAAAUGGAGUCCUCAACGUUCAUACUUUACACGAUAUCAAAAUCAAUAGGGAGAAGAACCAAAUGGCCACCGCGGGAUCAGAUGGGGUCUUCUCUAUCUAUGAAUGCAACACGUUCAAGCUGAUGAAGAGCAAAAAACUUGAUCAACCGAUUACCAAGUGCUCCUAUAGCGGUGAUGGAGAACUCUUUGCCUACGCCUUGGGCUACGAUUGGUCUAAGGGCCACGAGUACUUCGAUCCUAACAAGAAACCACAAAUACUUUUGAGACCCUUCGAGAAGGAUGUUAGACCUUAG